UUUCCUCUUGUCUUUCAGCGAGCUAUGGCCAGCCUGUCCAACUACGCCGUACGUAUGGCGCGUCUCAGUGCACGUAUCUUUGGGGAUGUGGCGCGUCCUACGGACAACAAGUCCAUGAAGGUGGUCCAGCUGUUCAAGGAGCCGCCCAUGGCCCAGAAAAAGGAGGUGUACGACUGGUACCCUCAACACAAGAUCUACUAUGCCCUUACGCAGAAGCUACGAUACAUGGGACUCUUCAGAGAUGAACACGAGGACUUCAAGGAGGAGAUGCGUCGGCUGAGGAAACUGAGAGGCAAAGGGAAACCCAAGAAGGGCGAGGGAAAGAGAGCCACCAAGAAGAAAUGAGCACUUCCUUUCCCUGUCCUAUAGGACCUGUGGAUAAACCCAGCCCUGUCCUAUAGGACCUGUGGAUAAACCCAGCCCUGCCCUGUCCUAUAGGACCUGUGGAUAAACCCAGCCCUGUCAUAUAGGACCUGUGGAUAAACCCAGCCCUGCCCUGUCCUAUAGGACCUGUGGAUAAACCCUGCCCUGUCCUAUAGGACCUGUGGAUAAACCCAGCCCUGCCCUGUCCUAUAGGACCUGUGGAUAAACCCAGCCCUGUCCUAUAGGACCUGUGGAUAAACCCAGCCCUGCCCUGUCCUAUAGGACCUGUGGAUAAACCCUGCCCUGUCCUAUAGGACCUGUGGAU
This is a messenger RNA of Oncorhynchus keta (chum salmon), 688 nucleotides long. Its product is annotated as 28S ribosomal protein S33, mitochondrial-like. The transcript has 2 exons. The coding region runs from base 25 to 345 and encodes 106 amino acids. Gene Ontology annotation, cellular component: mitochondrion. Lineage: Eukaryota; Metazoa; Chordata; Actinopteri; Salmoniformes; Salmonidae. The record is from RefSeq and is a predicted model, not a curated record.